GUAUAUUCCAUAUUGGACUUUGCUUUCUUCUUUUCGAGACAUGGCUACUGUCACCGCCCAUAUUCUCUCUCCACCCGCCAAAUCCAUCACAGAACAUAAGAAAUCUCAAUUACCUUCGAGUACUCUGUCCCUCUCUUCUUCUUCUUCUCAGCUCUUCACCAAAUCAAACCCAUCUCUGAAUUCAACUAUCUCGGCCAAUAAGAGACCCAAUUGGCUCGUUAAAUCGGUCACCGAGGAUCGGAACGCGGUUACAGCACAUACAAGUGGUUCAGAUGACCAAGAGGAGAAAGAGAAAACUCCAAUUGGAGGAGAAUUAGAGGGAGAGAAAAUCAGCAUAUUAUCUAAUGGGUCUGAAAAUUUUGAUGGGUUCUUAGGCAGAGCAAUCAAUGCUACUAUUGUUCUGGGAUUUGGUACUCUUGCAAUCACUAGGUUACUUACCAUUGACCAUGAUUACUGGCAAGGAUGGACCCUAUACGAGGUACUGAGGUAUGCACCGGAACACAAUUGGAUUGCUUAUGAAGAAGCACUCAAAACACACCCUGUAUUAGCGAAAAUGGUGAUAAGUGGGGUUGUAUACUCUGUAGGAGACUGGAUUGCACAAUGUUAUGAAGGGAAACCUCUCUUCGAGUUUGAUCGGACACGCAUGUUUAGAUCAGGCCUUGUUGGGUUCUUACUCCACGGAUCCCUUUCUCAUUAUUAUUACCAAAUUUGCGAGGCUCUUUUCCCGUCCAAGGAUUGGUGGGUAGUCCCUGCAAAAGUUGCUUUUGACCAAACCGCAUGGGCAGCAGCUUGGAACAGUAUCUAUUUUGUGGCUUUGGGGCUCUUGCGUUUCGAAUCCUCAGCAAAUAUUUUCAACAAACUAAAGGCCACAUUUCGGCCCAUGUUGACUGCAGGGUGGAAGCUUUGGCCAUUUGCUCACUUGAUUACCUAUGGUGUGAUCCCCUUGGAGCAAAGGCUUCUUUGGGUGGAUUGUGUAGAACUCAUAUGGGUUACCAUACUUUCAACUUAUUCAAAUGAGAAAUCAGAAGCACGAAUAUCUGAGGCAUCAUUGGAAGCAAAUUCCAGUUCUUCAUCAAGCAGUCCCCAUGAGGAAUAAUUAAGUUAACAACUCGAGAACAUCUUUAAGUCAAAAGGCCAACUGACCGAAUCAUCUUUUCGAUUGAUUUGAAGAAAAAAUUAUGGCAGGGUCAGUGAUAUACCUCCACAGGGAUGUGUACAUGUGGCUUCUGCAACUGUAUGUCCCUGCUAAUCAGCACACCCCACUAUUGUAUUAUUAUUAUUUUCAUUAUUUUAUUUUAUUUUGGGGUUGGGGGAGGGGAUUCAAUUAUGUUAUAGCAAUUCAUGCUUGUUUUAAAUAUAGCACAGAACAUUCUUUUUUUUCUCUCUCUUCAAUAUGAUAUCUAAAUUCAAACACUAUAA
Messenger RNA from Cornus florida, 1419 nucleotides. RefSeq lists its product as uncharacterized. The coding region runs from base 41 to 1096 and encodes 351 amino acids. Gene Ontology annotation, cellular component: membrane; cytoplasm. The record is from RefSeq and is a predicted model, not a curated record. Lineage: Eukaryota; Viridiplantae; Streptophyta; Magnoliopsida; Cornales; Cornaceae. The transcript is spliced from 7 exons.